Cydia strobilella is the source of this 5769-nucleotide messenger RNA. Its product is annotated as serine/arginine repetitive matrix protein 1-like. The coding region runs from base 83 to 1744 and encodes 553 amino acids. NCBI's taxonomy places the organism in Eukaryota, Metazoa, Arthropoda, Insecta, Lepidoptera, Tortricidae. The record is from RefSeq and is a predicted model, not a curated record. The transcript is spliced from 7 exons.
CUGAUUUGAACGCGACUUUAUUUACGAACGCAACAGUUUUGUUAUUUUUGAACGCAAUUUACGAACUGUCAUUUUCAUUAUCAUGGCGGAGGACGAGGACGGUGUAUCAAAUAAGAAAUCGGCCCAAAAUUCAAAUAAUGCAGGGUCUUCUCAGGACAACGAACAGAACAGAACGGAUUUGCCAUACUUCCCCCGUUUACUAACCCCGGAAAUUGACGAAGCGAAGUGUAAUAAUAGCGAAAACGGCGAUGCGUCGCCCGCUGAAGCAAAAAGUUCGUCUUCGAAGUCCACCGGGGCGACACGGAAGGAGGAGAACCCGUUUUCGUUCCGGCAUUUUCUGAAGCGCGACCUGUCGCUGCCGGGCACCUCGACUUACGAGAGCACGGGCGCCCGGCCCAAGGUGUACGCCAGCACCGUGCAGCACUCGCCCACGCGGCCCGACACGGCGCGCGACCCCCAAGCCAAAGAGAAGAGCGCGGAGCCCCGCGCCAGUGAUAAUACGUCUUCGAAUAGUUCCGUAGAGGUGUCUCAUAAUAGUGUAGUGGACAAUUCAGAGUGCGACCGCGACCCGUACGCGGCCGGCACAGACCCGCAGCCGUACCGGGCCGGCCUGGAGCCGCUGGGCAUGCCGUCGCUGCCGGACUUCGUGCAGGAUCACAUACUAGUGGAGCAGGCCUACCUGAACUCUAACGGGCCCAUAUCAGUGGAUCUAGACAAUCUGCCGGAUUUUACGUUUAACACAAAUUACAACGCGGGGGGCGCGGGGUCGCUGGGCCGGCGAGGGGCGCGAAGUUAUGGCGGACGUGGUUACAGCGAGUAUGCGGCGCGCGGACCGCUCGACCUGCCGCCGGGCGCGGAGGGCGCGCCGCCCCCCGACGUGCCGCUGAGCUUGGACCUCACCGAGUCUGUGAACCCCGCUGACCGACGGAACAUGUCUCCUCGCAGCACCUUUCCGCUAGACCUGCCUCCUAAUGCUGGGGCAGAGUCCAUGCGGCUGCCAGACUUCCUGCCGGUGCACCCGGGACGGACUUCACCGGAGCCAGAGCCUGACAUGCAGCCUUUGCUGCAGGAGCUAGAAAGGACAAGGUCGGAGUUAAACUUGGAGCGGCGGCGCUGUGCGCGGCUGGAGGACGAGCUGCGCGCCGCGCGCCUCGAGGCGCCGCCGCCCGCGAGGCGCCACGAGGCGCAGUCGCCGCCCGCGAGGCGCCACGAGGCGCAGUCGCCGCCCGCGAGGCGCCUCGAGGCGCAGUCGCCGCCCGCACGGCGCCUCGAGGCGCAGUCGCCGCCCGCCCGGCGCCACGAGGCGCAGCCAGCGCGGCGCCACGCCGGCGACGCGAGGGCCACCGGCGAUGAUGCGUAUCGAGAAUCACCCGAAUCAGAAUCAUUGGUUAAUCAAUUGAGGAUACAAAUCAGGAGGCUUAAGGAGGAGCUGGCGGGCGCGCAGGCCGAGGUGCGCUCCCUCCGCGGCGCCCGCGCCGGCGCCGCCGCCGACCUGCGCGCCGCCGCCGACGUCGCCGAGGCCUCGCUCCGGUACGUGCCCCCCGCCCCCACCCCCCCACCCCCCACUAGUGUUCAGGAGGAGCUGGCGGGCGCGCAGGCCGAGGUGCGCUCCCUCCGCGGCGCCCGCGCCGGCGCCGCCGCCGACCUGCGCGCCGCCGCCGACGUCGCCGAGGCCUCGCUCCGCGAUCUGCUAGCGGGCCUAGACCAGCUCCGGAGCCUGAGCCACACGCUCGACCCCACAUGACGCCGCUAACGUUUAGGCUAGUGUGUACUGUACUGUACUGUACUGUACUACCACUACUAUACGCUCGCCACCGGCAUAUAACCCCCCACACACAUUCAUUGCGUCAUAUACAAACAAAUAUCAGUGACAAAGUGUUAACUAUUUGUGAUUUGUAUACCUUUAGUUUAAUACCCACCAUGCAAGAAUAAAAGUAAAAAUUAAUAAAUUAACAUAACAAAAACAUUUCAAAAUAGUAUGAAACAAAUAAAUAAAUAACAUGAGACAUCUUAUACCUAGUCCCACAUCCAGUAGGUAACGGCUUGUGUUUUAAGAUACAUCAUUAUUUAAAUAUAUCUACAUUAUUGUAGUAAAUGUUAUAAAUUGCAGCCUUUGGGAGAAGGGAAAGUAAAAUUAAAAGUUUAAAUGUUUAUGGCCUGUUUCACAAUGUCCAAGUAAAGUAUUGGAUAGCUAAUUAACAAAUAAAUUAACUGUCAGAUAAAAUUUCCUACAAAAAAAGCACUUUCUCCAGCAGAUAAAGCUUAUUUGGAGAUUUUGAAACGCCAACGAUGACUUUAUUCGUCAGAUAAGUGGCAAGUAGCUUAUUCAGGACUUUACUUGGACAUUGUGAAACAGGCCCUUAGUAUUAUAAAUAUACAACUGAUGACUGUCACGUAUUUACUUAAGGCCGUUCCCUGAGCCAGAAGACGAAAAAUCUCCUUAUAUGAUCAUGUUUUUCUGAGAGGCGUUGAUAUUCGUAGACGUGGAAAAAAAUAUAUGUAGUUCUUGACAAUAUUAUCUUUAAUAACAUAGCUACUGAUACACGAAUUAUGACACUUCGCUCGAUACAAAUAAUUCCCAAAGUAACCUCUAACUCGGACUUUUAAUCAAACUUUACUUGGUUAUUUAUUAUGUGACAUAAAUAAAGAACGAAGAAAAAACAAUCUCAACUUAAAUAGUAAUUUGAUAGCUUUAGGAUUUCGAUAUUGUAAGGUAACGGUUUUAAAAUAAAUAAAAAUCGACAAAAUUCGAUCAAAAUUGACACUUGGCGCGCAUGAUCUUUCCCGUUCUUUCUUGCGAAAUGUGACAGUGACAGCGGCACACCGAUGGAACGGCCUUAAUGACGAGAUACUUUCUGGCAAGUGUUGCCAUUUGAACUUGUAACUUUUAAAAUACAAGUGAAUAAAAAUUAAUAACACUGUAAAUAUAAAAUUGUACAGCACUCCGGUCUCUCGGGGCCACAAGUCUCGCCUUCCCUCGCUCUUAGAGUUUGUCUUGUUAUUCUACUUGUGAUCUAUAAUUAACUGAAAUAAAUGGCAUCUUUUAUACAUAUUUGAUUCUCGAGUACCAGAGUAUUGUGUUUUGUACAUUUACCUUUGAAUUGAUUGAACUGAUUGAUACCUGUUUCCUUGAAAUGGAUUGUCUGUGGAAAGUUUUGGACUGCUGCAAAGGUAAAUGUAGUAAGGUCUUUAGAGCGGUUUCGCACUACGUCCGAUUCGAAUCCGAUCCGAACCCGUGAAAAUGUGGUCCGAAGUAACUGUAGAACUAUUUCAAUAGUAAUUUACGCACUAGAUCCGUCUGAUUUCUUUCCGAAAUCGGAUGACGUGCGUAAAUUAUUAUUAUUAUUAUUUGUAACGCAGGCAGGCAGUUUAAACAACUGAUAAUGCCUGUAUACAGAGUCAUAAACCGAGUUCUCAGUGUUGAGUAGAAUUUGCUUUGUGCUUAUCUAAUUUAUUCUUAAACUCAUUGACAUAUAAUUACAAUUGAAAUAGUUCUACGGCUACUUCUGACCAUAUUUUCACGGAUUCGGAUCGGACGUAGUGCGAAACCGCUCUAACCAAUCUUACGAACAAUAUACUUAACUCGAGGUCGAGGUUAUUUUUCAAACGUAACGUUAUUCUUUUCGUUAUUACAAACGGAAUCUCAUUGUGAUUGUGAUAGUUUUCAGAACAUAAAUGAUUAUAAGAAAACAACUAGCUGCUGCUAUUUAUCUGUGUAAUACUUUUGUAUAAAAUACUUAUUUCUGAUCAAAUAUUACCUAUUAUAACUACUAUAUAAAAGUAACUUAUAGUUAAUAGUAAAAAAAAUGUGUAGACAUAAAAUACAGUGAGCUAGUAAAUAUAUUAAAGAAAGAUAAAUAAAUAAAAAACAUUUUGCGUAAAAAAGUGGGUGUUACAAGUAUAACUUUAAUUACAAAUAAUGACUUGAAAUAUAUUUGUAUCAUAACGAUUCUUGAAUGUUUAUAUGUAAACAAAUAGUAAGCGUGGUCCGUGACAAUGUAAAUAGGUACGGUCACAGACUUUAAUUGUUGAUCCAUUAAGGGACGUCGCUCUACACAUGCAUAGCGCUGUCUCGCUUGCACAUGUUAUUCCGUACGGAAAAUUCCGAACGUCUGCGGCCAGCCUUAAGGUUAACCCUAUUAUAUAAGGUUAAGGUAUGAAAAUUCCAAUGUAAACCCUCAAUGGCUCAACAAUUAAUGUCCGUGACUGUACAUAAGGAGAGAUGAGUUAAUGUGAACGAUAAAGUAAUAUUAUUAUAAUAUAAAAGUAAAACUGCGAGUGAUAUAUCGAGUAAGGUAUGUAUUUGUAGCUUAAGCUAUACGGCAAACUAUACGGGGAUUGUUGAUUAGAUUCUGAAACUUACCAUUGUGUUGACAUUUCUAUAAAAUUUGAUUAUUUGUGGUAAUGUUGUACUAAGCAAAAACUCUUUUUUUUUAUUAGGUAUAAAGUUGACUUGAGGUAUUUUUUUUAAAAACAUGAAUAACAAGAGCUUCUGUCGUCUAGUGAUAAGACUGAGCGACUUUGAAAUAGAAUGUAACAUAGAGGGCGGUCCGACCAAUCAUAUUCGAGAAAUAAAUUAUACACCUAAAGAUUGACCUUUAUAUAAAAAAAAUAUUAAUAAUUUUUUCUAGACAUAUUGAUUACCUUUUGUAUUAUUUAUGAGCUCCCGAUAUUACGACGCUCAUAAAUCGCUCAUAAAUAAUACAAAAAGUAAUCACGGUCUAUAUCCUGGUCAAUAUAAGUCUAGUGUAACUAACCGUGAAUCAUUCAAAACUAAUAAUUUUUUUAUUAAACACUAAUUCAUAUUAGGAAGUGUCGAUCGUGAUUUUGUAUGAAAGAAAUUACUUUAUUGCUCUAGUAAAGGUUUGUUGGCUAACAAUAGCAUAAUGUCAUUUAAUAUGAUAUGAAUGAUAUGAUAUGAAUCAGUGACAGUGAGGUCGCUGGUAGAUAUUUGGCAUCUAAUGGUGCUCCCAUGCUGCAGAUAUAUGUAUAAAGUUACAUAACAUGGUAAAACAUUAAUUACAGUCUAAUUUAUAAAUACUCGUAUUAUGUAUAUACAGCUUAAUUCAUUGCAAUAAGGUGAAAAAAUGUAGGUAUAGUAUGAAUCUUCUCAAAUGAUUUUUACGCUUAAGAUCCCAAUCUGUUAAACAAAAGCCAUUGUUUCUUUUUUUGUGGGCGGUCGGCCAUUGUGUCUGAGUACGUGCCAUUGCGUCUGAGCGCGUGUCAUCACAAAAUCAUUUGAGAAGAUUCAUACUAUAUACAUUUUAUGGACUGUCCAAACUGGCGUUAUAUAACAUUAUAAAAGUGCAGUGUGGAACUACCUAUAUAUUAUUAUUAUUCAGAGCCCACUGUGUCCCACUGCUGGGCAAAGGCCUAUAACAACAUGCAAUCACCGUAUAGAAAAGGUAUUCUCCAGGCACUUGUGUCUUGUAUGGAGUUGGACGAGGCUUAUAUCCAGAAUAUAUGAAAUAUAUUUAUUGUAACAUUUACUUAUAUUUAACUUAUGCACCUUCGUUUAUAUUAUAUAAUAACUGAUAAGCUAUGAUAGUUGUGUGUUUAUCAAUUUUGCUCAUUUCAACAAAAUCAUUUGGAAAAUUUCAGUUUGUUUGUGCCUUACCUAGUACCCCUAGUAGAUAUUUUUUUAUCGUCCUCAAUAAUUAUGUUAAAUUUCUUGUGUAUGUAAUUGUGGAGAUUGUUUAAAUGAUUACUUUAAAUGGUUUGUUUCGACGUACUCGCGGAAGGAUCUUCCGGAAUAAAGAAGUUACUUCG